Messenger RNA from Tinamus guttatus (white-throated tinamou), 1347 nucleotides. NCBI's taxonomy places the organism in Eukaryota, Metazoa, Chordata, Aves, Tinamiformes, Tinamidae. The record is from RefSeq and is a predicted model, not a curated record.
ACCGGGAAUACCGAAAUCCCGGCUCUCCUCCCUGCUCCUGCCCGUUUUCCGCAGGGCUCCAUGGACUGCCCCGACCUAGAGUUCGACUAUGGAGACACCGACGGCCUCGCGCCGGAGCUGUCAGGCACCUUCGGGGACUGCGAGGACGAGGGCGACGUCCUGCGCUGGUCGCGGCACAACAGCUUCCUCCUCUACCAGAUGGGGACCUUCUCGGCCUUCCUGGAGCUCCUGAACAUGGAGAUAGAGCGUUCUGGGAUUCAGAGGAUGGGGGACAAGCGUGGGGAAGGAGCCGCUGAGGAGUUCACGCUGGGCGGCUUCGAGGCGCUGCAGGCGCUGAAGGUGCAGAGGAGGCAGGAGCUGGGGCUGCCGCCGCUGCCCGAGGCCUCCUCCCGGGGGCAUCGCGGGCUUCCCCGCGCGCGUCCCGCCCCUCCCGCGCUCCCUCUUCCUCUGCAGCCCCUGGUGAAGCAGGACAGCCUGGAUAUCUACAAUGAGAGGGACCCCUUCAAGAAUGACGAAGGAGGAGUGGAUGAAGAGGAAGCCGAUGACGUGGACGGUGGCAUCGAGGGCGAGCUGGACCUCAUGGAGCGGGAUGCGGUGAUCCCGGCCGUGCCAGCUCAGUGCCCGCCUGUGGAAAAGGUGUCCUUCCCCAAAGGGCUCCCCUGGGCCCCCAAAGUCAGACAGAAGGACAUCGAGCAUUUCUUGGAAGCGAGCAGGAACAAGUUCAUCGGAUUCACGCUUGGGCAAGACACCGAAACCCUAAUAGGGCUACCCCGGCCGAUCCACGAAAGCGUGAAGACCCUCAAGCAGCACAAGUACGUUUCCAUCUCCGAUGUGCAGAUCAAGAACGAGGAGGAGCUGGAGAAGUGCCCUAUGUCCCUGGGGGAAGAGGAAGUCCAAGAAACACCCUGCGAGGUCUUGUAUCGAGCCAUGUUGUAUAAUCUGCCCCAGUAUAUGAUCGCGUUGCUGAAGAUCCUCCUUGCUGCAGCUCCCACCUCCAAAGCCAAGACCGACUCCAUCAACAUCCUGGCAGACGUGUUGCCUGAGGAGAUGCCCACCACUGUGCUCCAGAGCAUGAAGCUGGGCAUCGACGUGAACAGGCACAAGGAGAUCAUCGUGAAGAGCAUCUCCGCCGUGUUGCUGCUGCUCCUCAAGCACCUCAAGUUGAACCACAUCUACCAGUUUGAGUACGUGUCCCAGCACUUGGUGUUUGCCAACUGCAUCCCGCUGAUCCUCAAGUUCUUCAACCAAAACAUCAUGUCUUAUAUCACCGCCAAGAACAGUAUCUCCAUGCUGGAUUAUCCCUAUUGUACAGUGCAUGAUUUGCCCGAGCUCACCGCAGAAAGCCUG